UGCGAAGGCUCCCGGGAGCGGGCGGCGCGGGGCGAGCGCGGCGAGCGGACGGCGGCGGGGCCUCUCGGGCCGCCCGCGUGGCCGAGCGGCGCGGGUGCCGAGCAUGGCGGGCUCCCUGCCUCCCUGCGUGGUGGACUGCGGCACCGGGUACACCAAGCUUGGCUACGCAGGCAACACUGAGCCCCAGUUCAUUAUUCCUUCAUGUAUUGCCAUCAGAGAGUCGGCAAAGGUAGUUGACCAAGCCCAGAGGAGAGUGCUGAGGGGCGUUGACGACCUGGACUUUUUCAUAGGGGAUGAAGCCAUAGAUAAACCCACGUACGCCACAAAGUGGCCAAUAAGACAUGGAAUAAUUGAAGACUGGGAUCUUAUGGAAAGGUUCAUGGAACAAGUGAUUUUUAAAUAUCUUCGAGCUGAACCUGAGGAUCAUUAUUUUUUAAUGACAGAACCUCCACUGAAUACGCCAGAAAAUAGAGAGUAUCUUGCAGAAAUUAUGUUUGAAUCAUUUAAUGUGCCAGGACUCUACAUUGCGGUUCAGGCAGUGCUGGCCUUAGCGGCAUCUUGGACGUCUCGACAAGUUGGCGAACGUACGUUAACAGGGAUCGUCAUCGACAGCGGGGAUGGGGUCACCCACGCUAUCCCAGUGGCGGAGGGUUAUGUAAUCGGAAGCUGCAUCAAACACAUCCCCAUUGCAGGUAGAGAUAUUACGUAUUUCAUUCAACAGCUGCUAAGGGAGAGGGAGGUGGGAAUCCCUCCUGAGCAGUCACUGGAGACCGCAAAAGCCAUUAAGGAGAAAUACUGUUACAUUUGCCCUGAUAUAGUCAAGGAAUUUGCCAAGUAUGAUGUGGAUCCCCGGAAGUGGAUCAAGCAGUACACGGGUAUUAAUGCGAUCAACCAGAAGAAGUUCAUCAUAGAUGUCGGCUACGAAAGGUUUCUGGGACCUGAAAUUUUCUUUCAUCCAGAGUUUGCCAACCCAGAUUUUAUGGAAUCCAUCUCAGACGUUGUUGAUGAAGUGAUACAGAAUUGUCCCAUCGAUGUGCGUCGCCCGCUGUAUAAGAAUGUCGUUCUCUCAGGAGGCUCGACGAUGUUCAGGGACUUUGGACGUCGACUACAGAGAGAUCUGAAAAGGGUGGUGGAUGCCAGACUGAAGCUCAGUGAGGAGCUCAGCGGGGGCAGAAUAAAGCCCAAGCCUGUGGAGGUUCAGGUGAUAACGCAUCACAUGCAGCGCUACGCCGUGUGGUUCGGAGGCUCCAUGCUUGCCUCGACCCCGGAGUUCUUCCAGGUCUGUCACACCAAGAAGGACUAUGAGGAGUAUGGCCCCAGCAUCUGCCGCCACAACCCCGUCUUUGGAGUCAUGUCCUAGUGUUUGCCUGACAUCCUCACCCGGUCGUGUCCUGCUGGUGAGCAAGUGUCCUUCAGAGCCCGGAGAAGACCGCAGCUCCUGUAAAUAGUGGCAUCUGGUGUUGGUGUCGAGAAGCGUGCUUGUGUCGCCGAGUGCAUGAGGCACCACCGAGUCAGUUCAGUCAAAGCCAUUUAUGUGCCCACGUUCGAUGCCCAUUCCUUCUUCCCCCACUCCCCUCCUGUUGCCCUGCUCUCUCUCCUCCUCGCCUCCUGAGCUUCUAGCUGACAAAUAUAAUUCUGAAGGAAUUCAACUGCGACUUUGAAAACUGUUAGGAAAAAUCCCUAGAACACGGCGCAAAAUAGAUCCCCCCGGAAGGAAUAUGGGGCUGUGAACCCUCUUCCUCCCAGCCUAUUUUUGUAAAUAAAAUGUUAUAGACUUGAAAUACAAAUUGAUGUUUAUAUUUCCUAUCAUUUUGUAUUUUAUGGUAUUUGGUACAACUGGCUGAUACUAAGCACGAACAGAUAUCGGUGUCCGGAGUGCUGUCAUAAAACGUUUGUAAUCGUGAGGCAUGUUCUGAUGUGUUUGUAGGCAAAGAAAACAGAGCAAACUUUUUUGCCACGUUUGCUAGAACAUGAUUACACUUUACUGGAGUGACAUGAAGUUUAAACACUAAACAGUAUUGUAUGAGAAUUAUUACAGAUAAUGUAUCUUUUGUUUUCUUGUUUGAACUUUCUGGAACUGUUUUAUAGAAGAUGUUGGUUUGCUGUUGGUGAGUGUUGGAUGAAAUGCCACCUUGCACAUAAUAAUAAAAGCAGUGAGACUCUUUA
Messenger RNA from Equus quagga, 2166 nucleotides. It is a transcript of the gene ACTR3B, whose product is annotated as actin related protein 3B. The record is from RefSeq and is a predicted model, not a curated record. NCBI's taxonomy places the organism in Eukaryota, Metazoa, Chordata, Mammalia, Perissodactyla, Equidae. Gene Ontology annotation, cellular component: actin cortical patch. Bases 104 to 1360 code for a protein of 418 amino acids. Gene Ontology annotation, molecular function: actin filament binding. The transcript has 12 exons.